CACGGUGCGCGCGUGGAGGGCACCCGGGCGCGACCCGCAGCCACGCGCCGUGGUGCUGGCCAGGGAGGUCAUGUGGGGCUGCAGCCCAGCCUCGCCGGCCUGUGAUUUACACGGCAGAGACACUGCUGCCCCUAGUCCGUCUGUGCCCUAGGUCUCCCACUCCAGUCCAGCUUUCUCCCCCUGGCCCUCCAGCCCCUGCCUGGGGCGUCCAGGGACGCCCAGCUGGUCCCUGUCACAGGUCUCGGGUUGGCACGGUGGGGAGUGGCAGAGGGUGAUAACCACGCUUCUUGCCGCCACUGGGCACCGGCCCGCCGGGGAUUUGAAGUGGCGAGAAGCAACCGCCACCUCCCGGGCGCUCCGCACUCAGCAGCGGUGGAGAUCCUCGCCUCCCGGAGCUGCCUAGUUGUCCCCCCUGGGGCCCCAUAGCCAGCAACCAGAGGUGGGCUAGCCAGACCCUGAGGCUGGCACAGACCCGAACGCUCUGUCCUCCAAGACGCACCCCACGCGCCCUGGGCGCAGACCUCCAGCGCCUUUCCUCGCGUGGAGAUCCCAGCAGGGCCUCCGAGAGAGAGAGACAGACCGACGGACUGGGAAAGCUCUCGGAGGGAAACUUGUUCCUCCCUGUCUCGUGUCAGGCAAUCACCAGCGAGCCUGUGCGCUGAGAGGGGAGGGAGGAAGCGAGGGAAGGGCUCCAGAGGGUGGGGGAGGCCGGAGGAGGUGGGGAGGCGGGGGUGCACUUGGUGAAACUCCUCUGCCUCGCGCUCAUCUUUUCAUUGCUCGCUCCAUUCCUUCCCGCAGACACCCGGACCUCCCCUGGGCGCCAGCUCCUCGGCUCCAACGGGUCCAGAAACAAGCCGGAUUUUUUUUUCUUCCUGGAAAUUGGCUUUAGUGCGUGUUGCCCUCCCUCCCUCCUCCCUCUCCCCCUUCUUUCCUCCCCCCACCCUUUUUUGAGACAUGGCCCGGGCAGUGGCUCCUGGAAGAAGAACAAGUGUGGGAAAAGGGAGAGGAAACCGGAGCUAAAUGACAGGAUGCAGGCGACUUGAGACACAAAAAGAGAAGCGUUUCUCUCGGAUCAAGGCACUGCUUCCCUGCUUUCCUUUCUCCGAGGAGGACUGAGGAUUUUACAGCUCUAGGCGGAGUUGGAGCGCUUGGGAUUGUUUAGAUUCCCCUUUCCUUGCUGUAUUUCCUUUCCGCACGACCUCGUUCUCCCGCGUCUGCCUGGGGACCUGGCGAAGGGAGAAUGGAGAGGGAGCUGCCGCUCCUCUGCGCCGCGCUGGCCCUCGCCCUCGCCCUAGCCGGCGCUUUUCGCAACGAUAAAUGUGGCGAUACUAUAAAGAUUGAAAACCCCGGGUACCUUACGUCUCCUGGUUAUCCUCAUUCUUAUCACCCAAGUGAAAAAUGUGAGUGGCUGAUUCGGGCUCCGGAUCCAUCCCAGAGAAUUAUGAUCAACUUCAACCCUCACUUUGAUUUGGAGGACAGAGACUGCAAGUAUGACUACGUGGAAGUCAUCGAUGGAAAAAAUGAAAACGGACGUUUAUGGGGAAAGUUCUGUGGCAAGAUUGCACCUUCUCCUGUAGUGUCUUCAGGGCCAUAUCUUUUUAUCAGAUUUGUCUCUGACUAUGAAACACAUGGUGCAGGAUUUUCCAUACGUUAUGAAAUUUUCAAGAGAGGUCCUGAAUGUUCCCAGAACUACACAACAGCCAGUGGAGUGAUAAAGUCCCCAGGAUUCCCUGAAAAAUAUCCCAAUACCCUUGAAUGCACUUAUAUUAUCUUUGCACCAAAGAUGUCAGAGAUUAUCCUGGAAUUUGAAAGCUUUGACCUGGAACCCGACUCAAAUCCUCCAGGGGGGAUGUUCUGUCGCUAUGACCGACUAGAAAUCUGGGAUGGAUUCCCUGAUGUUGGCCCCCACAUCGGGCGUUACUGCGGACAGAAAACUCCAGGUCGCAUCCGUUCCUCAUCGGGCAUUCUCUCCAUGGUUUUUUAUACCGACAGUGCAAUAGCAAAAGAGGGUUUCUCAGCAAACUACAGCAUCCUGCAGAGCGGUGUCUCCAAAGAUUUCAAAUGUAUGGAAGCUCUGGGCAUGGAAUCAGGAGAGAUUCACUCUGAUCAAAUCACAGCUUCUUCCCAGUACAGCACCAACUGGUCAGCAGAGCGCUCCCGCCUGAACUACCUUGAGAAUGGGUGGACUCCUGGGGAGGAUUCCAACCGAGAGUGGAUCCAGGUAGACUUGGGCCUCUUGCGUUUCAUCACAGCUGUCGGAACACAGGGUGCCAUUUCCAAGGAAACCAAGAAGAAAUAUUACGUCAAGACUUACAAGAUAGAAAUCAGCUCCAAUGGGGAAGACUGGAUCACCAUCAAAGAAGCAAAUAAGCUUGUCGUCUUUCAGGGAAACACCAACCCCACAGACGUCGUGUUGGGAGUUUUCCCCAAACCACUGUUAACUCGCUUUGUCCGAAUCAAACCUAUGACUUGGGAAACUGGCAUCUCUCUGAGAUUUGAAGUGUAUGGUUGCAAGAUAACAGAUUAUCCCUGUUCUGGAAUGCUGGGCAUGGUGUCCGGACUCAUUUCUGACUCGCAGAUCACGGCCUCGAACCAGGCGGACCGGAACUGGAUGCCGGAGAACGCUCGCCUGGUGACCAGCCGCUCGGGCUGGGCGCUGCCGCCCUCCCCGCGCCCCUACGCCAACGAGUGGCUGCAGGUGGACCUCGGCGAGGAGAAGAUGGUCCGCGGCCUCAUCAUUCAGGGCGGGAAGCUCCGAGAGAACAAGGUGUUCAUGCGCAAGUUCAAGAUCGGGUACAGCAGCAACGGCUCCGACUGGAGAAUGAUCCUGGAUGACAGCAGACGCAAGGCCAAGUCUUUUGAGGGCAACAACAACUAUGAUACACCUGAACUGCGGACUUUUCCACCUCUUUCCACACGAUUCAUCAGAAUCUACCCCGAGAGAGCCACUCACGGCGGGCUCGGGCUGAGAAUGGAGCUGCUGGGCUGUGAAGUAGAAGCACCUACAGCUGUACCAACCACUCCCAACGGGAACCCAGUGGACGAGUGUGAUGAUGACCAGGCCAACUGCCACAGUGGAACAGGUGAUGACUUCCAGCUCACAGGUGGUACCACGGUGUUGAGCACAGAAAAGCCGACAGUAUUAGACAGCACUAUGCAAUCAGAGUUUCCAACAUAUGGUCUUAACUGCGAGUUUGGCUGGGGCUCUCACAAGACGUUCUGUCACUGGGAACAUGACAACCAUGUGCAACUCAAGUGGAGCGUGCUGACCAGCAAGACAGGACCCAUUCAAGACCACACAGCAGGAGAUGGCAACUUCAUCUACUCCCAGGCUGAUGAAAAUCAGAAAGGCAAAGUGGCCCGCCUGGUGAGCCCUGUGGUUUAUUCCCAGAACUCCGCCUACUGCAUGACUUUCUGGUAUCACAUGUCCGGGAACCACGUGGGCACGCUGAGGGUCAAACUGCGCUACCAGAAGCCAGAGGAGUAUGAUCAGCUGGUCUGGAUGGCCAUUGGACACCAAGGAGACGACUGGAAGGAAGGACGAGUCUUGCUCCACAAGUCUCUGAAACUUUACCAGGUGAUUUUUGAGGGAGAAAUCGGAAAAGGAAAUCUUGGCGGGAUUGCCGUGGACGACAUCAGCAUUAACAACCACAUCUCACAAGAAGAUUGUACAAGACCAGCAGACCUGGACAAAAAGAACCCAGAAAUUAAAAUUGAUGAACCAGGGAGCACCGCAGGCUAUCAGGGCGAGGGGGAAGGCGACAAGAACAUCUCCAGGAAGCCUGGCAACGUGUUGAAGACCUUGGACCCCAUCCUCAUCACCAUCAUAGCCAUGAGCGCCCUGGGUGUCCUCCUGGGUGCCAUUUGCGGGGUCGUGCUGUACUGUGCCUGUUGGCACAACGGGAUGUCGGAAAGAAACUUGUCGGCCCUGGAGAACUACAACUUCGAACUCGUGGAUGGUGUGAAGUUGAAAAAAGACAAACUGAACCCACAAAGUACUUAUUCGGAGGCGUGAAGGUGGGCGGAGAGGAGAAGACAGCAUCAGAGAAUUGAGGUGGGAGGACGUGGCGUGCGGCGCUGGCAACUACCCCAUCUUCUUUCACUGGGCAGGCUGCGAAGCGCAUGGCGCUGAGCCAGGCUUUUCUCAGGAGCUUCAAUGAGUGUGAGCAACAGACAUGGACAAGUGAGCUGUGUUAACAAUCGGAAUCAUGUACAGUCAGCUUUUUUCCUGUUGGUUUAAUUUGAAUCAUCAGAUAGAUGCUGGUGUUGAGACCAAGUAUGAUUGACUUAAUAAUUCAUUUCGACUUCCUCCUUCCCUUCUCUCUCUCUCUCUCUCAAUCUCUCCCUCUGUCUCCUCCUUCCUUUUACGGAGUCUUUUUGGAAACUGUGCAAAAAAAUCCAAGAUGCUGGCACCAAGUGUAUUGAGUGGGGCCCUUUGGACGGACAUGCUGCCUGUAGCCCAGUGCCCGGAACAUAUUCAAAUAUCCGCCUUUCAGUGGACUCCCGACAUCGUUCUUGUGUAUAAUUGCCAGCGUCUUGCAUAGGCGAAGAAGGAUUAGGAUGUUUUGUUUUCAAAGUACUAUAGCCUCAGUACCAGUAUAACGUGUCAGCUCUGUUUACGAAGCAAUACCGUCAGAGUUUCUCGAUGUUUUUCCAGUGUUGAACUAACCCUCGUGCUUGUGAACUCCAUACAGAAAACUGUGCCAUCACCAAACACUGCUGGCAACUGGGUGUGCUGCUGCCAACCGCAACCACCACCGCAACGCCCUUGGCACUGGCUAGUCUGUAACCUCUCAAGUGCCUUUCUGUUCGUACUGGCCCAUCGUGUUACAUUAACGACCCGCUCUGUUUCCCGCUGGUGAAAGCCCUACUCUUUAAUCAAACCCUGGUGGCCCACUGACUACGAAGAAAGUAUAUUUUAGUGUGAGACGUCAGCCCCCUCGGGAAGGCAAGGGCUCUGAAGAUUUGGCAAUGUGGCUUAAUUGUUCUGCUUUUUCUGUAGUUGAAGUUCAUGUCUCUUGACCCUUUUGUAUAAAGCUGCGAUAUUCUCUCUUGCUCUUCUUUCAUAUGGAAUGUAUUUUCAAAUGUAAAACUCUUCUUUCUCUCCUAUCUCUCUUGUCGUUUGUUUUUUUGUUUGUUUUUUUUUUUUCCUUCUCUCUCCCUCUCUCUUAAAAUUUAAGCAUUUGCCAUUGUCCAGAAAAGAAAUUUGCAGCUUUAACCUGCUGGGAAUGGCAAACAAUUUCACUAGUAGACUUUUAUGUUUAAGAAUAAAUAAAUAAGGGAAAUUCUUAACUUUGCCCUCCAAAGUCUAACUUUGGUUUUCUUGUUAACUGGUUAAAGUGACAGUAUCUUUUUUCCUUAAGCCAUUUGUCAGUCUAUUCCAAUCACAAUGACCUUCUGGAAAAAUGUUUGCAUUUAGUAGAAAUAGCUCUAAGUUGAGGGAAGAAAUAAAACUAAUUGGCUUUCAAGUGAGGAAAGGAAGGAUUGAAUAAAACCUUCCAAAUAUCUAAAAGCAUGAAAUUUUUAUGUCCAGAUGUGCAAAAAUAACCCAUGAGAACCUUCUUGUUUUGAUGUUGAGUCAGACAGGGAAGUGGAUAGAAGAACAGUUAAUUUAAGAAAGAAGCUAUAAAUCCUGAUGCCUGGGGUUGAAAUAUUUUAAGAUAAAAGGGGGAAAAACACAUAAAGUCAAAGCAAUUUUUUUUUUUUUUUUUUGAGACAGACUCCCACUCUAUUGCCUAGCCUGGAAGGUAGAGGCAUCAGCUGUGCUCACAGCAACCUCAAACUCCUGGGCUCAAGCAAUCCUCCCUCCUCAACCUCCUGAAUAGCUAGAACCACAGGCACCCCGCCACGACUCCUGGCAAAUUUUUCCAUUUUUAGUAGAGACAGAAUCUCACUCUUGCCCAGACUGGUCCGGAACUCCAGAGCUCAAGGGAUCCCACUGCCUCAGCCUCCCAGAGUCUAGGAUUAUAAGUGUGAGCCACUGCACUUGGCCCAAAACAGAUAUUUUAAAAAAUCUAUUCAAUAGCAACCCUGAAAAGAUAGACUUGAAUAAGUGCUUCCAGAAACCUCCAGCAGCUCACCUGCCUUGGGGCUGGCAAGAUCUAAGCCUGUCACAGAACAGGGGAACAGAUAUCUUAUUAGGCAGCGUAUGAAUUAACCCAAAGAAGCUUUGGUUGUUUUGAGUGUAUUUUUGUCAUGACACAGUGUACAUAAGAUUUUUUACAUCUCCCUCCUUUCCCACAUUGCUACAGGUCUCACUUAAACACCUAUAUUGGGAGUCACAUUUGCAUCAUACUCGGGACAGUCCAUUCAUCUUGGUGAAAUUGGAUUGAGAAUGCCUUUUGUUUCCAGGAAAGUAUUGAUCUCCUUGAAAGAAGAAUAUUUUUUUUUGUCCCCAGAGACAUUCAUUUAGCUGUUUUAAUCCCACCAGAAGGAAAGCACUAAGGAAGAUUUGAUUUUGUUUUCUUCUUAAGGUAACAGACUUAAAGUUGUUCUCAGCCAAGGAAAAAUGAUACUGCAACUUUAAAUUUUAAAGUAUCUUGCACUGAUAAAUAUAUUUAAAAAUUAUAUGUUUAUAAAGUUAUUAAUUUGUAAAGGCAGUGUUACAAAAUGUUCGGUUUAUAUUGUUUUAGAUUGUUUGUAAUUUUUAAAAGUGUAAAAUAACAUAUUUUUUUCUUUAUUGAAAUCUAUAAAACUUUCUGUAGUAAAAUGUUUUCAUUUUGCUGGUAUAUUAUUGCUCCGUGUUUUGUACCAUCUUAAGAUUUUGUGCAGAUUUUUUUUACAGAAAUUUUUAUUUUCUAUGAUAAUAUGACACUUGUAAAUUGUUGUUGCAAAACGAACAGCGAAGCCUUAACUUUAAAUGACAUUUGUAUUCUCAGACACUGAGUAACAUAAGAACCACAUAGAAUUGAACUGUAACUUAAAUUCCAAACUAUGACUACUACAUUCCAAAGAAACAGUUGAAUUAAACAUUUUCAUAAAAUA
This is a messenger RNA of Nycticebus coucang (slow loris), 6984 nucleotides long. It is a transcript of the gene NRP1, whose product is annotated as neuropilin 1. The transcript has 17 exons. The coding region runs from base 1241 to 4015 and encodes 924 amino acids. Gene Ontology annotation, cellular component: membrane. NCBI's taxonomy places the organism in Eukaryota, Metazoa, Chordata, Mammalia, Primates, Lorisidae. Gene Ontology annotation, molecular function: semaphorin receptor activity; vascular endothelial growth factor receptor activity. Gene Ontology annotation, biological process: vascular endothelial growth factor signaling pathway; angiogenesis; axon guidance. The record is from RefSeq and is a predicted model, not a curated record.